CAAACUUUUGGCUAUAUAGUCUACAUAUAAUCACAUGGCUCGCAGGUUAACUGGGUUGAGCUUCCCAAAAUCAUCUCAGGACAAAAGGUUAUCAUUAAAUCGUACUUUCAUAUAUGGAAACUUUAAAGGGUUUAGGGUACAUAAUUGAACCUGUUAGGGACACUACAUGCAUCUUUCUAGCUCAAAUAUGGGCUACAUAGUAAAGGUACAACUGAAGGUACUACACCAGUGGCAAGGAAAGGUACAGUUUAGUGCUCUCACACUCAUAGGAAAAAUAUGAUUUUGAGACAUAGGGGGUGGGGUGAUAUGUUAAAGCCAGGUGUGUUAGAGCAAAAUCAUUUAUAAAGUGCACAAAAGUGAGCACCACGGCCACAGAGAGAGUGUGUGUGUGUGUGUGUGUGUGUGUGUGUGUCUUCUCGUUCCAGCAGGAGAUUCCUCCCCUGUGUGAUCACGUCCCGCCCCUGCGCGCGCCACAUAAAUAGCCAGUUCCGACAAUCUGGACGUCUCCACGUUUCAUGUAUCUCACACACCUCAUGUGAGUGUAACACAUAAGGCACACGCUUUAAGACAGUGCUCUCUGGGCUGAAAGCACGAGAAGUUUUUCAUUUCUCCCCACUCGUCAUGUCCACCGGCUCUAUCAGCGACGCGGACGAGUUCCACGACUCGGAACUGCUAGACGGUCUGCUGCCGUUCGGCUCGUGCGGGAACACGUCGGCCGGCGCAUCACGCGAAAGCGCCGAGGACAGCUCGAACGGCGAGGGAUCUGCGGCCACUGAGCUCACCGGACACGCGCCGGGCAAGCGGCGCAAAACCGCUGCGUCCUCGCGCAGACCGGUGUCCAGUGGAGGUGGAGGCGGAGGCGGCGUCGCCCACGAGGGAAAACAGGUUCAGAGGAACGCGGCGAACGCGCGCGAGAGGGCGAGGAUGCGCGUGCUGAGCAAAGCGUUCUCGCGGCUGAAGACCACGCUGCCGUGGGUACCACCGGACACCAAGCUGUCCAAACUGGACACACUGCGGCUCGCGUCGAGUUACAUCGCCCACCUGCGCCAGAUCUUAGCCAACGAUAAGCACGAGCACGGAUACAUCCAUCCCGUUAACCUGACGUGGCCGUUCAUGGUGGCGGGGAAACCGGAAAACGAUCUUAAAGAGAUGCUGAACUCCACCAGAUUAUGCGGCACCACCGCAUCCUGAGAGGACUUUAACCCUAAAAACACGGACAAGUUUUUUUUUUUUUUUUUUAAUAGAAACAUAUUCCGGGGUUUUUUAUAUAUACCGAAAGCACCGAAAGCACAUCAUCUCUUGUUCAAAAGCGAAAAGGCACGAGGUGGGAAUUAACGGAGGGACCAGUGACGCGUCUUCCUGUACAGAGAAACUGUAUAUAUAUUUUUUUUAUUUAAAUCAACUCGCAUUUCUUUCCUUGCUGGUUCGAGGACGUACAGUGUGUGGGUUUUAUGCAAUUUUUUUUUCUGUCUAGAUGAAUCUAGCUUAAUCACUUUUUAAUGCAAAAACAUGUGUAUAUAGGCUAGUCUAUAUAGAUAAGCUUUAUGCUUUUGGUGACGUAUGUUGUCUCCAAGUGCAACUUAUUGCAGUGUAAAUAGUUUGGAAGGACAGCAUUAUAUUGAUUGUAAAUAAAAUAUUUUGAUAUUUGA
Molecule: messenger RNA, 1649 nt
Organism: Ictalurus furcatus (blue catfish)
Lineage: Eukaryota; Metazoa; Chordata; Actinopteri; Siluriformes; Ictaluridae
Gene: tcf21
Product: transcription factor 21
Exons: 2
Coding region: 622-1191 (189 amino acids)
Biological process (GO): developmental process; regulation of transcription by RNA polymerase II
Molecular function (GO): RNA polymerase II transcription regulatory region sequence-specific DNA binding; DNA-binding transcription factor activity, RNA polymerase II-specific; protein dimerization activity
Source: RefSeq, a predicted model, not a curated record